This is a messenger RNA of Symbiodinium necroappetens, 4227 nucleotides long. The record is from the annotation of a GenBank genome assembly. Lineage: Eukaryota; Dinophyceae; Suessiales; Symbiodiniaceae.
AUGGACUGCUUGAAUGGCAUGGUGCAGGCCAUCCCUCUGAAAGUGCACGACUUCACGACGAGAGACGUGUCAAACGUGCUCUACGGAUUUGGCCUCCUUCGCCAUAGACCGGUUCGGGUUGCGCUGAUGCUCAUUGACACUCUGCCAACGAGGAUGCCGGAUUGUAGCAGUCAAACCUUGGCCAACACUGCGUACGCUUUGGCCUUGUUAAAUUUCAAGAACGAAAGCUUCUGGCGAGCGCUGGCAGAACAUGCGCCGGAGCGGGUCCAUCUUUUCAAAGCACAAGAGUUGGCGAUUAUUCUUUAUUCAUGUGGGCUGAUUCGCGCUCGACAUGAUGCGCUGUUACGGGCUUCAUGUGAGAACGCACGACUACGGCUGCAUGAGUUCAGUCCUCAAAAUGUCUCGAACAUGGUCUAUGCACUUGGCCUGCUUCGAUUUGUGGAUGCAUCAUUUCUGGAGGCAGCAUGCAAUGUUGCAUCAGAGAGCUUCGAGAUGUUCACGGCACAGGGUGUAUCCAAUAUGACAUACUCGCUUGGUCUCCUCGCGUUUACCAUGGAUGCCUUUCUGAAGCGUCUGUGCCUCGACUUGCCAAAGCGAGCCUGGGAGCUCUCUCCACAGCAUCUGGGAAACAUCGCCUUCGCCCUCAACCGAGAUGGAUAUCAGGACUCGCGCAGCAACGAGCAGCUUCUGUUGGACAGGCUGCGACUACGGAAUCCACGCGCCUGGAUGGCAGUAACAAAUAGCCAGGGCACAUUGAUGCCGCGAUCCUUGCAGAAGCUUUGCAAGAACCAGGCAGUCCAACUUGGGAGUCAGGAUGCAGAGCAGCUUCUACAGGGUCUUCUGGAUGCCGAGCCGCAGCAGAGAGACAACCCAGAUGGUACAUCAAAGCCAUGGUCACCGACAGACUCCGAGUCUCUGAAAACACAGUUUGCACAACUCUGCCGGCAGUUUGCUGCCGGGAAACAUUGCUUGACGUAUGAAGAAUGGCUCAACUGGGAUGAAUUAGAUGGUUGCAGGGGCGCAGGCGGGAGCAUAAGCACAGAAGGUGCUCGAAGCCUAUGGCUCAGAUUAGUCGGUGCCGGCAAUUUAGCCAAUGAGGCAGAUUUCGUGCGGCUGGCUCAGGUGAUGCGACAGGAGUGUGGCCUUGCAACAACGAUUCAGUCCUUUCUCCGCGGGAGUGUAGGUCGGCGCACAGCCCGGCAUCACGCAGAGGCUUGCCACUACCAGAGCACGUGCUUGGAGGCUGUGAAACUGGCGCCCUAUAAUCCGACGCCGGAGUGUGCCAUAAAGCAGGUGUUGGAUACCCUCGAAGUGCAGAGUGGAGACACGCUCUUUGAUCUAGGAUGUGGAGAUGGGAGAAUGCUCUUAGCAGCAGCCAGGCGAGGAGCUCGAGCAGUGGGAGUCGAAUAUGAUACCCGCUUCGCAGAAAAGGCCUCGGAAGCGAUCCGGGAAGCGAAGCUCGAGAGCUUGGCGGAGGUGAUCUGCGGCGACGCGCUGAAGGCGAACCUGUCAGAGGCGACGAAGAUCUUCGUAUACCUGGUUCCUGACGGACUGCGUAGGAUGAGUGCUGCGUUGUGGGAUGCGCAUUGCCAGCGGGGUGUUCCGAUCGCCAGCUACCUCUUCCAAUUGCCAGGAGUGUCCCAGAAGCAUGCUGUGUUGCCAGAUGCGUUUUGUUCAAGAAUAGGAAGGGCCCACGUUGACUGCACUCCUUGGCCUCUUCUGCACAGCAACGGCAAAGUCUUUUGCUUGUCGAGAGCCGGGCGCAUGGCGAAAGUUAUGGCGCAUGUUCGUUUGAAGGCCAACUGGGCCUGCCUCGUGUGGACAUGGGCUGCAAUACCAGCCUGCGCCUUGCAAACUCCCGCCGCCAUUUGCCUUCGCAUUUCCUUGGCCAGUACAAAAGAUGGGAAAACCACUGGCAAUGCACAAGAUAAGCAGCAGGCAAAGGAAGAAAACAAACAGUAUCAGGCGACCAUGUCCUUCUUGUCGCAAGUGCCGCUCUUCAUGAGACUGCCAAAGGACCAGCAUCCUAUCUUGGCAGCUGCCUGUGUAAACCAGCCGUUCAAGGCAGGUCAAACUAUCAUUACACAGGGUGAAGUGGGCAGAGAGUUCUUCAUCAUCCAGUCUGGAGAGGCUGAGGUGCUGGUUGGUGAACCGGGUAGUCAGAAGAAGGUCGCCGCGCUGAAGCAGGGCGACUAUUUCGGAGAAAACGCCUUGCUUCGGAACGAGCCCCGCUCUGCUACGAUCAAGGCGGUGACAGAAAUCAGGACUCUAAAGAUUACUCAGGAGAAGUUCCAGGACCUCGGUCUGAACGAAAAGAUCCAGUUUGCCAACAGAAAAGCAGUGGGUGCUGGAGGCAAACGGCAGCUGGUGGUACAGGCGCCCACAGAAAAGAACACGGAUGAGCGGCAGCUUAUGGAGAAAGCGCUCAAGAAGAACGAGAACAUCCAGACAAUGGUGAAACUAGACGAGAUCCGGGUAAAGCAGAUCAUUGACAUUGCCUGGAAGGAGAAUGUGCCUAGCGGGAAGGAAAUUAUCUCCGAAGGUGAUUUGAUUGCCGAUUACUUCUACAUCUGCCAGACGGGGACAUUUGAGAUUUUUGUUGCGGACACCAACAAGGGUGGUGGAGGGAAGCGCAAGCUGGUGCAAACUGUGACAGCCGGUGGAAGCUUUGGGGAGCUAGCGCUGCUCUACCUGGUGCCACGGGCAGCCACGGUCAUUGCGAAGGAAGACUCAUCAGUUUGGGUCAUCGAUCGCAAGAACUUCAAAGACAUUCUGAUGAAGGUCUCUGACGAGAAGAUUCAGGAGUACGUGAAAUACUUGAGCAGGGUUGAAAUUUUGAGCAGUUUGCUCGCUGCAGAGAAGCAGCAAGUGGCCAAAGCGCUCAUGGAGGUUCAUUUUGCGAAGAACGAGGUGAUCAUUCAACAAGGUGAUCCAGGCACAACUUUUUACAUUCUCUUUGAAGGAGAGGUUGCAGUCUCGAUAGAUGGCGACGAAAAGGUUCGGCUCCAGGCUAGCGAAGACAGGGGAACAGCUCAAUAUUUUGGCGAGCGUGCCCUGUUGCACAACGAGCCGCGGGCGGCGACGGUGAGGGUAGUGUCCAAGGAUGCCAAGGCACUGGCGCUGGACAAGGAAGCCUUUGACCUGCUGCUGGGACCCUUGGAGGAAAUCCUGGCUCGCAAAGACCAGGGAAAUCAACCAUCAAAGGGUGCUGUCGCUCCUCCUGCAGGAGGAGCAGGUGGUGGCCGGGAUCCAAACAGGCCAAAGAUCCUGAUGACUGAUCUCCAGAAGAUUGGCCUCCUCGGAGCCGGCGGCUUCGGUGCCGUUGAGCUCUGGGAGCACAAGUCGAGUGGAGAGACCUAUGCCAUGAAAUGCAUCAGCAAGGGUUUCAUCGUGAAGACGGGAAUGCAGGACAGUGUGAUCACUGAGAAGAACAUCCUCUUCAUGACGAACUCAGACUUCAUCAUUCGUCUGUACGAGACGUAUAACUCCAAGCAGUCGAUCUAUUUCCUGAUGGAGCCUGCUUUGGGCGGAGAAUUGUACUCGAUGUACCAGAGGAAGGGCUUCUACGGAAGCGAGAAGCAUGCGAGAUACUACUCUGCCGGUGUGGUAUGUGCCUUCGAACAUCUGCACGAAAGACACAUUAUCUACAGGGAUCUGAAACCGGAGAACCUGCUCCUCAAUGAGAAGGGUCAUCUUAAGGUCACAGACAUGGGCUUGGCGAAGUUUGUCAUCGGCAAGACCUACACGACCUGUGGCACUCCGGACUAUUUCGCCCCAGAAGUGAUUGCGUCGACUGGACACACCCAUGCCGUGGACUGGUGGAUGCUCGGGGUCCUCGUCUUCGAGUUCAUGACUGGAUCGGCUCCUUUCGAAGCGCCAUACCCUAUGCAGAUCUAUGCGAAAGUUCUGAAGGGCAUCAACUCUGUGAAGUUCCCUCCGCAGCUAUCGCCCCAAUGUGUGGAUCUCAUAAAGGCAAUCUGCCAAAAGGAGCCAGCAGACCGAUUACCGAUGCUUCCUGGUGGUGCCAAAAACCUGAAGGCCCAUGCCUGGUACAAAGGCUUCAACUGGGACAAGUUUACGGAGUUCACUCUGGAUCCCCCCUUUGCACCGAAGGUGAGGGGCAAGAAGGACUUGGCAAACUUCAGCGUCCAUCCUGAUGAGAUGCCGCGUUUCAUCGAGUACGUGGACGAUGGAAGCGGGUGGGACAAGGACUUUGCAACGUGCUGA